Messenger RNA from Colletotrichum gloeosporioides, 735 nucleotides. RefSeq names its product Cyanamide hydratase. The transcript is spliced from 2 exons. Bases 1 to 735 code for a protein of 244 amino acids. NCBI's taxonomy places the organism in Eukaryota, Fungi, Ascomycota, Sordariomycetes, Glomerellales, Glomerellaceae. The record is from RefSeq and is a predicted model, not a curated record.
AUGUGCCAACACGACAUCGAAGCCAACGGAUGGACUGCCGUGCCAGUCGAUGCCGGAAAGAUCUUUGGCGACAAACCAUUCCUCCACGAACCGGCACCCAUCUCGGUCCAAGACAUCCAGUUUCCGUCCGAUGACCCGGUCGUCGCGAAGACUCUGACCUAUGCCAAAGAACGCCUCCACGCUCAAACCUUCAACCACUCCAUGAGAGUCUUCUACUAUGGCAUGGCAAUCACUAAACAACAAUUCCCGGAGAAGGCCUCUUCCUUUUCCCCCGCGACCUGGGCCCUGACCUGUCUCCUCCACGACAUCGGUACGGCGGAGGAGAACCUGACCGCGACCCGCAUGUCCUUCGACAUCUACGGCGGCAUCAAAGCCCUCGACGCCCUCAAGGACCACGGCGCCACCACGGACCAGGCCGAGGCCGUCUGCGAAGCAAUCAUCCGCCACCAGGACAUGGGGGUCGACGGAACGAUUACGUACCUGGGGCAGCUGAUCCAGCUGGCCACGCUGUACGACAACGUCGGCAGGCACCCCAACGUGAAGGCCUUUGACAAGAUGGUUCACGACAAGACGAGGAGGGAGAUCAACGACGCUCACCCGAGACUGGGGUGGUGUUCGUUCUUUGCAGGGACGAUUCGCAAGGAGGAGGAGAUCAAGCCAUGGUGCCACUCGACGCAUAUUGUGGGUUUUGAUAGGGAGAUUGAGAGCAACACUUUGAUGAAGGAGUGGGAGUAA